AUGUCUAUGGACAUCCCAGCCACGGCUGACUAUCUGAUUGUUGGCGGAGGGACCGCCGGCUUGGUAGUUGCCUGCCGUCUUUCAGAAGACCCAAACACUCAUGUUGUCGUUGUGGAGAGCGGGCCUGAUACCUCCACUGAUGAUAGAGUCCAAGAUCCUAGUUCUUGGCCAUCUUUGAGUGGAUCGGAGCUUGACUGGAAGUUUAAAAUAGGCCCUCAGUCAGGCCUCAAUGGUCGAGAGCAGAAUCAUCCAGCAGGCAAAGUCUUGGGUGGUUCAUCUGCCAUCAAUGGACUAGCGUUUGUUCCUCCAUCUCCGGCGGGCAUUGAUGCAUGGGGAAAGUUGGGCAACCCGAACUGGAACUGGGAGACCUUGAGACCAUAUCUGCAGAGGUCUUAUACUUUGACUCAGCCGGAACCUCUUUUAUCCCCGACCCAAACUAGCAAAAAUAAUGCCCAGGGACCUAUUCAAGUGAUUUAUCCUGCUGCUGGGGAUAAGCAGGCUAUUCCACUUACUCGAGCGUGGACCGAGGCGUUUGAGAGCGAAGGCUAUAAGCCUACUGAUGACUUCCUCGCUGAGGAACGGACAACCAGCACCCGAGAUUUUACGGCCACAGUUGAUCCAGUCUCUGGUUUUCGAAGUAGCGCUGACAGUACCUACGGGGUUAUAGCAUCCAAGCGGCCCAACGUGAAUAUAAUCACGGAAACGACAGUCCGGCGGAUUAUCUUUGCCUCUGGUGCAGGAAAGGUCAGGGCCACGGGCGUUGAGGUUUUGCAUGGUGUACAGGGGAUCACCAUCCAGGCAAAGAAGGAAGUUGUCCUAGCGGCCGGUGCUCUCCAGACACCAAAAGUACUCGAGCUCUCAGGCAUUGGCAACAAAGAUCGACUGGCUCAUCUCGAGAUUCCAUUGGUCAUUGAUCAACCGGGAGUGGGCGAGAACCUGCAGAACCAUGUUAUGAGUCUGAUACCUGUUUCUCUCAAGCCGCACCCAGGCAUAGCAGGAGUCUCGCCUGGCUUCAAGGGUCUGGCGUUUGUGCACAUCGAUCAGGACGAACAGAAGAACCUGUUUGCUGAGCUUGGUGACCAAAGCAGUCCCACAAGCCAGAUCAUCGAAUCCAUCUUGAGUAGCCCCGAUGAGGCUUCGGCUAUGCUCUUCCUAGUUGUGAAGUCAGGAACCACUGCGCUCUUGGGUGCCAUUCCAAGCUUUCCCCUCUCGCGAGGGAAUAUCCAUAUCGCAUCAUCGGAUUUGAAUGAUAUGCCAGUCAUUGACGCACGGUUCUUCCAUAAUGAGUUGGAUCUGGAGAUCCUCGCGCGGCAUGUACAGCACUUGCUCCGGCUGACUUCCGCACCAGCCCUAGAGUCGUUCUUUGAGGCUAGCACAGAGGUCCCAGACCUCGCGGAAAUCAAGGACAUGCUCCGUGAGGAAACAGCGCUGAGUGCUCACCAUGUGUGUGGUACUGCUGCAAUGCUUCCUCGCGAGGUUGGAGGGGUAGUCGAUCAGGAGUUGAAGGUGUAUGGGACUGAGAAUCUGCGUAUUGUCGACGCGAGUGUCUUCCCACUCAUCCCCCAUGCCAACCCCAUUGCAACGGUGUAUGCGGUGGCGGAACGGGCCGCUGAUAUCAUUCGCGGGAAGUAA
Messenger RNA from Penicillium canescens, 1632 nucleotides. RefSeq names its product GMC family oxidoreductase. The transcript has 2 exons. Gene Ontology annotation, molecular function: oxidoreductase activity, acting on CH-OH group of donors; flavin adenine dinucleotide binding. Bases 1 to 1632 code for a protein of 543 amino acids. The record is from RefSeq and is a predicted model, not a curated record. Lineage: Eukaryota; Fungi; Ascomycota; Eurotiomycetes; Eurotiales; Aspergillaceae.